Halichondria panicea is the source of this 614-nucleotide messenger RNA. RefSeq lists its product as uncharacterized. NCBI's taxonomy places the organism in Eukaryota, Metazoa, Porifera, Demospongiae, Suberitida, Halichondriidae. The coding region runs from base 29 to 556 and encodes 175 amino acids. The record is from RefSeq and is a predicted model, not a curated record. The transcript is spliced from 3 exons.
ACUUUGUUAUGAUUAUCUAGUCAUCAUCAUGGCUGCUCCAGCUCCAUCUUUGUCCAUGUCUAUGAGAAUGACUGUGUACGGGAUUAGUAAGAAGUUCCCCACUAUCAGAAAUAUCACAUGUGAGCAACUAAACAACUGGAUUGAAGAUGAGAGCAAGAAAUUAGUUUGUUUGGACACUCGUCCCAUGGAGGAGUAUGACGUGAGCCACAUAUCAGGAGCGAUUCAGGUUGAUCCAGAGAGUGAGCAGUCACUGGAGGAUCUGGGCAUCACAGGCGACAGUACUGGUGAGAGGUACUUUACAGACCAGGAGCUGGUGUGCUACUGCUCUGUGGGUUACCGCUCGUCCAAUGUGGCCAAGACCCUGUUCAGCAAGCACAAACAGAGCACUGGCUCAUCAGAUGAGACAUUAGACGUGUACAAUCUGGAGGGAGGACUGUUCCAGUGGGCCAACGAGAGACGAGGGAUUGUGAACAAUAGCGGAGACAAAGUGGCUACUGUGCACCCCUAUAGCUUAUUCUGGGGCAAACUGUUGAAUUAUGAUCUAAGACAUGAAUAGUCGUAAAACUUGUUUUUCGUUUUCAUGAUCAGCCUUUUUUUUUUAUUAUUAUGCUGCA